AUGGGUAAAAAGGAUAGUAAGAGUAAGAGUGCUGAUGAUUCAGUCAUUGUUGAACAAGAUAAUUAUGAAAAAAGAAUGUCUGCUAUUUUACCAUUUGCAAAACCAUUGGCUUCAAAAAAAUUAAAUAAAAAAAUUUUAAAAACUGUUAAAAAAGCAUCAAAAGCAAAACAUGUUAAACGAGGUGUAAAGGAAGUUGUUAAAGCAUUAAGAAAAGGUGAAAAGGGGUUAGUGAUUAUGGCUGGUGAUAUUUCACCUCCGGAUGUUAUAUCUCAUAUACCUGUAUUAUGUGAAGAUUCAAGUGUUUCUUUUAUUUUUAUACCUUCAAAAGAAGAUUUAGGAAGUGCUGGUGCUACUAAAAGACCAACUUCUUGUGUUAUGAUUGUACCAGGUGGUGGUAAAUCUAAAAAAAAUGCUGAUAAAACUGAUGAUUAUAGAGAAGGUUAUGAUGAUAUCGUAAAAGAAAUAGCAGUAAGUGAGUAG
Molecule: messenger RNA, 480 nt
Organism: Insectozyma verbasci
Lineage: Eukaryota; Fungi; Ascomycota; Pichiomycetes; Serinales; Debaryomycetaceae
Source: the annotation of a GenBank genome assembly